UAAAAUCUUGCUUUGGUCGAAGACAGAUCGUCGACGUACGAGAAUAUUGUAAAUUGAAAAAAUGAAGAUAAAAGAAGAACCUUCGGAUUUUACGUUCGAACCAAAGUGUGAAGUUCCUUUAAACAAUUGCAAGAAAGAGUUUAACACGGAAGACGAGAAGUUUUGUAAAACAAUUAAAUCGGAACCUUUAGAAUAUGGAGGCGACGAGGAUGUAAAGAUAAAUAUCGACGAGAAGUCCAUUUUGGCAAAUAACCGAAAUCUUUGUGAUAUUUGGAAUAUGACCGGUUACGAUAAAAUAAGUAUUAAGAAAGAAGAAAUAAAAGAGGAGUCUGAUAUUAAACACGAUAUAAAACAAUGUAAAGUUGUUUUGGAAAGAUUGAAUUUUAAAUUCGAAAGUGCACAUUGUAAAGAAAUUGUUCGUCCCAAAGAGCGCCUUACUUCGAAGGGUGGUUUAGAGCGGCACGGGAGAACGCGCAAAUCUCAUCGAUGUAACAUAUGUAACAAAGAAUUUAAACAGAAAUAUGGAUUGACAUCUCACGAAGUAACUCAUAGUGACCAUCGACCUUUCCAAUGCGAUAUUUGUAAUAAGAGGUUUAAAAGGAAAGGCGAGUUAAAAAUACAUUACGAAAUUCACGGUAAUCGACGUAAGUAUUCUUGUCAGACAUGUAAUAAACGUUUUAAAACAAAAAACUGUUUAUACGGUCAUAAACUCGUACAUAGCAGUGAAUACAAGCAUUCUUGUGAUAUUUGUAACAAAUGUUUUAAAAGAAAACCUGAUUUGAAACAGCAUAAAAUCGUACACAGCGAUACAAGCAAGUAUUUUUGUAAUGAAUGUAAAACUCGUUUCAAAUAUAGAAAAACUUUUGUUAAACAUUGCUUUGUUCAACACGAGAAUACGUUUGUGUGCGGAAGUUGAAAUAAGUAGUUUAAAACUGAAAGUGUGACGAAAGCUCAUUCCAAUACUCACAUUCCACAGUGUGAUACCUGUAGAAAGAGAUUUUCGUGUAAAGUUUCUUUAAUUCAUUAUCAGAUAAUUUAUUCUGGCAAAAACUACCUUCCGCGGUCGUUUUAAAGCUAAAUCGGAGUUAAAACGUCGCCAAAGUAUCGGCAAUAAGGAGAAUUGUCUGUGUUUGUGAGAUAACUAAGAAAGGAUUUUUAGUUAUUGGCUUGUUCGUGUGUAAAAAUCGUAACCUCGCAUUAACUAAAUGCAAUUUCGGUUUAUUUUCAAGUUUUUCUUAUCUGUAUCCUCGAUUUCGGCAUUAAAAUAUCUGAUUCG
Centruroides sculpturatus (bark scorpion) is the source of this 1276-nucleotide messenger RNA. RefSeq names its product gastrula zinc finger protein XlCGF7.1-like. Gene Ontology annotation, molecular function: DNA-binding transcription factor activity; RNA polymerase II cis-regulatory region sequence-specific DNA binding. The transcript is spliced from 3 exons. The coding region runs from base 62 to 916 and encodes 284 amino acids. Lineage: Eukaryota; Metazoa; Arthropoda; Arachnida; Scorpiones; Buthidae. The record is from RefSeq and is a predicted model, not a curated record. Gene Ontology annotation, biological process: regulation of transcription by RNA polymerase II.